Messenger RNA from Verruconis gallopava, 7115 nucleotides. RefSeq lists its product as uncharacterized. The record is from RefSeq and is a predicted model, not a curated record. NCBI's taxonomy places the organism in Eukaryota, Fungi, Ascomycota, Dothideomycetes, Venturiales, Sympoventuriaceae. Gene Ontology annotation, biological process: long-chain fatty acid biosynthetic process. The coding region runs from base 395 to 6673 and encodes 2092 amino acids. Gene Ontology annotation, cellular component: fatty acid synthase complex. The transcript has 3 exons. Gene Ontology annotation, molecular function: fatty acid synthase activity; enoyl-[acyl-carrier-protein] reductase (NADH) activity; [acyl-carrier-protein] S-malonyltransferase activity.
AGCGAAGGAGCGGCGCGUUCGUGCGACUCCUGUAGAUAUCUGCUCAACCUGUCAUCAACUCGUACUUACUUUGUCGAGAAGCCACGACUUCCCAUCGCCUCCGUCUCACCCUUUCGCGAGUUUCCGCCUGCAUCUGAGUCUCGUAUCUCCUUCGCGGUGAGCGCGCGGUUUCUCGUCGAGCGCACAAGAAGUUGCUCUCGACAACCUUAUAAAAAAAAUUAGCGGCAACCAAAACAUCCACCUCAACGCUGCGCAACCCUCUUGACUGAGCCUGUUGCAGCACACCCAUCACCGUAGCCGUCGUUUUCUUUCCCGCUUCGUGAUACCCCCUUAGACUCUUGUUCCUGUCUCGACUCUCAGCUUCCUAGUCGUCCGCCACAGCAGCCGCAAUACCAUGUACGGCUCCGGCCCUCAGACAGGUGUCUCGACACCACGCUCGCAGGCCUCACUCAGACCUCUUGUCAUCUCGCACGGCUCGCUGGAACAUGGCUUCCUCAUACCUACCGCCCUCCACUUCACCGCUACACAACUGAAGGAUGCUUUCGCCCAGACGCUACCGGAGCCCACUGACGAGCUCGCUCAAGAUGAUGAGCCUUCCUCGGUGCCCGAGCUGGUCGCCCGCUAUUUGGGCUACGUUGCCGAAGAGCUUGACGAGAGCGAGGAUCCUGAGAUCUACAGCGAGGUAUUGCGCAUCAUGCUCAACGAGUUCGAGCGCACCUUCAUGAGGGGGAACGAGAUCCACGCCGUGGCCGCAACUCUUCCCGGUAUCCCCCAGAAGAAGCUGGUCACUGUCAAGUCAUACUUUGCAGCACGGGCGGCCAUUAAUCGCGUCAUAAAGCCGCACGAGUCUGCCCUGUUUCGUGAGGCAGCUGACGGAAAUGCCCAUAUCUACGCCGUUUUCGGUGGGCAGGGGAACAUCGAGGAGUAUUUCGAUGAGCUGCGGGAGGUCUAUACCACGUACACAUGGUUCUUGGAAGAUUUCAUUUCCACGUCAGCUGCUCACCUCUUGGAGCUCUCAAGACAUCCCGAGGCCGUUAAGAUGUACCCUAAAGGCCUCGACGUACUUCGUUGGCUGCAUAAUAGCGAGUCACAGCCAGACACUGAUUACCUCGUUUCAGCGCCCGUCAGUCUGCCGCUGAUCGGUCUCACGCAGCUCGCACAUUAUGUCGUCACUGCGCGCGUUCUGGGCACACACCCAGGCCAUAUCCGGGACAAUUUCAGUGGAACGACGGGCCACUCUCAGGGCGUGGUCACAGCAGCAGCAAUUGCUUCGGCUUCGGAUUGGCCUAGCUUCGAGAAGGCAGCCAAGGAUGCGCUGACCAUUCUUUUCUGGAUUGGUUCCCGUAGCCAACAAGCAUUCCCUCGCACAUCACUUACACCGGCUGUCCUACAAGAUUCGGUCGACAAUGGCGAGGGAACACCAACGCCUAUGCUCUCCGUCCGUGACCUUCCCAUCAAGCAGCUGCAAGCGCAUAUCGACACAACAAACGAACAUCUGCCCAAGGAGCGUCACAUCGGAAUCUCGUUGGUAAAUAGCGCUCGCAACGUAGUGGUCACAGGCCCGCCCCUCUCUCUGUACGGUUUGAAUCUGCGUCUACGUAAGGUCAAAGCUCCGACUGGCCUCGAUCAGACCCGUGUCCCUUUCACCGAAAGAAAGGUGCGCUUUGUCAACCGCUUCUUACCAAUCACUGCGCCAUUCCACAGUCCAUAUCUUUCCGAGGCCCACAAGCUCAUUGAAGUCGAUGUCAAAGAUAUCAGGAUUCCCAGUAGCUCACUUGGUAUCCCCAUGUACGACACCAACUCGGGGAAGGACUUACGCGAAGAAAAACUUGACAACAUCGUCCCAUCACUCAUCCGCAUGAUCACACAUGACCCUGUGUACUGGGAACGGGCCACUGUCUUUCCGCGGGCGACGCAUAUCCUCGACUUUGGACCAGGAGGCAUUUCAGGUCUUGGCGUGCUCACUAAUCGUAAUAAAGAUGGUACCGGUGUCCGUGUUAUUCUCGCAGGUACCAUUGAUGGUACUAAUGCAGAGGUUGGCUAUAAACCAGAGCUCUUUGAUCGUGACUUCGAGCACGCAGUUCGGUAUGCUGCGGAUUGGGUCAAAGAGCACGGCCCACGCCUCGUCAAGACGUCUACAGGCCAGACGUACGUCGAUACAAAGAUGUCACGAAUGCUUGGCUUGCCUCCUGUCAUGGUAGCUGGUAUGACACCGUGCACAGUGCCCUGGGACUUUGUGGCUGCGACCAUGAACGCUGGUUUCCACAUUGAGCUUGCAGGUGGUGGAUACUAUAAUGAGCGUGGCAUGACCGAGGCCAUUAAGAAGAUCGAGAAAGCCAUUCCCUCCGGCCGUGGUAUCACUGUCAAUCUGAUCUACGUAAAUCCUCGCGCCAUGGGCUGGCAAAUUCCGCUACUUGCGAAGCUACGGGCUGAAGGUGUCCCAAUCGAAGGUCUGACGAUCGGCGCCGGCGUGCCGUCCAUUGAAGUUGCCAACGAGUACAUUCAAACUCUUGGUAUUAAACACAUUGCUUUCAAGCCUGGUUCCGUGGAGGCCAUCCAGCAGACCAUCAACAUUGCAAAGGCAAACCCCACAUUCCCAGUUAUUAUGCAGUGGACUGGUGGCCGUGGUGGUGGCCAUCAUUCCUUUGAAGAUUUCCAUCAGCCCAUCCUUCUGAUGUAUAGCCGUAUUCGAAAGUGCCCUAACCUUGUACUUGUGGCCGGCUCUGGCUUUGGCGGUGCUGAUGACACGUACCCCUACCUCACAGGUAGCUGGUCCUUGUCUUUCGGCUAUCCACCAAUGCCAUUCGAUGGUAUCCUGUUUGGAAGUCGCGUCAUGACCGCCAAGGAAGCGCACACGUCCAAAGCUGCGAAGCAAGCUAUCGUCGAUGCCGAAGGACUAGAUGACUCGGAAUGGGAGAAAACGUACAAGGGCCCCGCUGGUGGUGUCAUGACUGUGCGCUCCGAGAUGGGUGAACCGAUCCACAAACUCGCGACCCGUGGAGUUAAGUUCUGGGCCGAGAUGGAUGCCAAGAUCUUCUCGUUGGACAAGAAGAAGCGCCUUGAGGAAUUGAAGAAAAAUCGCGAAUACAUCAUCAAGAACCUUAACGACAACUUCCAAAAAGUUUGGUUCGGUCGUAACAAGGCCGGUGAAUCAGUUGAUCUUGAGGACAUGACGUACGCAGAGGUUGUGCGCCGCAUGGUGGAUCUCAUGUACGUUAAGCAUGAGAAGCGCUGGAUCGACAAGAGUCUUGCCAAGUUGACUGGCGACUUCAUUCGCCGUGUGGAAGAGCGCUUUGCCACCGAGGAUGGUGAUUCGAGCUUCCAGAGUUAUUCUGAGCUGGAUGAGCCAUUCCCUCUAAUUGAAAGCGUGCUCGCUAAAUAUCCGGAGGCCGAUAAACAGCUUAUCAAUGCUCAGGACGUGCAGCACUUCCUAUUGUUGUGCCAGCGACGGGGCCAGAAACCAGUUCCUUUUGUGCCUGCACUAGAUGAGAAUUUCGAGUUCUGGUUCAAAAAGGAUUCGCUCUGGCAAUCUGAGGAUCUUGAGGCUGUUGUUGAUCAGGAUGUCGGCCGCACGUGUAUCCUGCAAGGCCCUGUGGCUGUCAAGUACUCAAAGAUUGUCGAUGAACCUGUUCGUGACAUUCUCGAUGGCGUCCACUCAGCACAUAUCAGCUAUCUGACUCGAGACUUAUACGGAAACGAUGCAAGCAAGAUUCCCGUCAUUGAGUACUUCGGUGGUAAGACCAUCAACGCAGGGGAUGAGCUCGAGAUUGAAGAUAUGACGGCUAUUGAGACGGAUGAGAAGCUGCUCUACCGCUUGUCCAAUGCGCCAAACGCCACGCUUCCUCGCGUUGACCAGUGGAUGCAACUUCUUGCGGGUCGCUCGUACUCAUGGCGCCACGCAUUCUUCACCGCGGAUGCAUUCAUCCAAGGCCAGAAAUUCCAAACUAAUCCCAUGCAUCGCGUUUUUGCCCCCUGUCGAGGCAUGAAGGUCGAGAUCACACAUCCUAACCAGCCAUCCAAGACGACCAUCAGCGUUUGGGAGCCGCACAAUGGAUCUGGCAAGGAUGUCAUGACUGUCAAGGUCACCAUCUCUGCGAAGAAUGAGAUUCAGGUCGACCUCAUCGAGGAGCGAACUGCGUCUGGCAAGCCUGUUGCUUUGCCAUUCAAGUUCACGUAUCACCCCGAAGCAGGUUACGCCCCCAUUCGUGAAGUCAUGGAGGCACGCAAUGACCGCAUCAAAGAAUUUUACUACAAAGUCUGGUUCGGUGAGAAUGAAGUGGUGCCGUUUGAUUCCCCGGUUGACUCUCGCUUCGACGGUGGCCGAGCAACCGUCACCAGCGAAGCAAUCAACGACUUCGUCCACGCUGUUGGUAAUAAUGGUGAGGCGUUUGUAGAUCGUCCUGGCAAAGAGGUCUGGGCUCCGAUGGACUUCGCCAUAGUGGUUGGGUGGAAGGCUAUCACUAAGCCAAUUUUCCCGCGUGUCAUCGACGGUGACUUGCUCCGCCUUGUACAUCUAUCCAAUGGGUUCCGUAUGAUUCCCGGUGCAACUCCAUUAAAAAAAGGCGACGUUCUUGAUACAACAGCUCAGAUCAAUGCCGUCAUCAACCAGGACUCUGGCAAAAUGGUUGAAGUGUGCGGGACUAUCACACGCGACGGCAAACCUGUCAUGGAAGUUACUUCUCAAUUCUUGUAUCGGGGCGAUUACUCGGAUUUCGAGAACACAUUCCAGCGCAAGAAUGAAACGCCCAUGAAGAUCACGCUUGCCACGCAAAAGGAUGUCGCUAUUCUCCAGUCCAAGGAGUGGUUCCAACUCGAGAAUCCUGACAUUGAUCUUCUAGGCCAGACGCUCACUUUCCGUCUGCAGAGCUUUGUGCGCUUCAAGAACAAGACAGUAUACAGCAGUGUGCAAACCAUGGGCGAGGUGCUGCUCGAGUUGCCUUCCAAGGAGAUUAUACAAGUUGCCUCCGUGGAUUAUGAGGCUGGAGUUUCGCACGGUAACCCGGUUAUAGAUUAUCUUCAGCGCAACGGUUCGACCAUUGACCAAUCCAUCACCUUCGAGAACGCAAUUCCUCUGAACGGUAAAACACCUUUGACCCUGAAGGCUCCUGCUUCCAACGAGACAUAUGCACGUGUCUCUGGUGACUACAAUCCAAUCCAUGUUUCGCGUGCUUUUGCUAGCUACGCUAACCUCCCCGGCACGAUCACACAUGGAAUGUAUACAAGUGCAGCCGUACGCUCUCUGGUCGAGAAUUGGGCGGCUGAGAACCAGGUUGGCCGUGUUCGCAGUUUCCAUGCUUCCCUCGUCGGUAUGGUUCUACCAGAUGACCUUAUCGACGUCAAGCUACAACAUGUAGGAAUGGUAGCCGGACGCAAAAUGAUAAAGAUUGAGGCAAGCAAUAAAGAGACGGAGGACAAGGUCCUAAUUGGGGAGGCGGAGGUGGAGCAGCCAAGCUCCUCUUACAUUUUCACUGGACAGGGAUCACAAGAGCAGGGCAUGGGUAUGGAUCUGUACGCCAGUAGUCCUGUCGCUAAGGAGGUCUGGGAUCGUGCUGAUAAGCAUUUCUGGGACAACUAUGGUUUCAAGAUUACACACAUUGUUAAGAAUAACCCGAAGGAACUCACCAUUCACUUUGGCGGACCUCGCGGCAAGGCUAUCCGCCAGAACUACAUGGCCAUGACGUUUGAGACCGUCGGAGCUGAUGGCACCGUCAAGAGCGAGAAAAUUUUCAAGGAAAUUGACGAAAACACUACAUCCUAUACGUACCGCUCGCCAACUGGUCUACUAUCGGCUACGCAAUUCACUCAGCCAGCCCUGACGCUUAUGGAAAAGGCCUCCUUCGAAGACAUGCGGCACAAGGGUCUCGUGCAAAACGACAGCACUUUCGCUGGCCACUCACUCGGCGAGUACUCUGCUCUUGCAGCGCUCGCUGAGGUCAUGCCAAUUGAAUCUCUGGUCUCUGUCGUUUUUUACCGUGGUCUUACUAUGCAAGUCGCUGUCGAGCGCGACGAGCAGGGCCGUUCCAAUUACAGCAUGUGCGCUGUCAACCCCUCGCGCAUCAGCAAGACUUUCAACGAAGAAGCCUUGCAAUAUGUCGUUGGCAACGUCUCUGAGGUCACAGGUUGGUUGCUCGAAAUCGUCAACUUUAAUGUCGCCAAUCAGCAAUACGUUGCUGCAGGUGACUUGCGCGCUCUGGAUUGCCUGACAAACGUUCUCAACUUUUUAAAGGCGCAAAAGAUUGAUAUCCAGCAGCUGAUGCAAACUAUGUCGCUUGAUCAGGUCAAAGAGCAUCUAGUCGAGAUCGUCAAAGAGUGUGCCAAGCAGACGGAAGCGAAACCAAAGCCUCUCGAGCUUCAGCGCGGCUUCGCCACCAUCCCGCUUAAGGGUAUUGAUGUACCCUUCCACUCCACGUUUUUGCGCAGUGGUGUCAAACCUUUCCGCUCAUUCCUUCUUAAGAAGAUCCAGCGCACCAGCAUCGACCCGAGCAAGCUGGUUGGAAAGUACAUACCUAAUGUUACAGCUCGGCCCUUCGAGAUCACCAAGGAAUACUUCGAGGAUGUAUACCGUCUGACCAAUAGUCCAAGAAUCGGUAAUAUUCUCGCUAAUUGGGAGAAGUACGAACAGGACGGAUCAGCUGGCGUAGCAGGCCCUGGGAAGAUAGCCCCUGCAGCAUGAGCUUAUUCUUCGUCAGCCUAGAGGUAUGAAGAAUUUAAUGCGCUCGUACUCGAGCCUCGUGGAAGGGUGUGAGAGAAUUUUUGCUUUGCUGAACGACGUGUAAGGGCUCGUGUUUGGAGAUGGACAGGUCAGAAUGGUCUCAUGCUUUUGACUUUACUGAGACGGAUAGAUCCGGAGAAGAUAUUGUAUUAUUGAGUUUGGCGCAAUAGAAGUGUCUAUUAGUGGUUUCUUGUACUAUGAAGUGUAAGGGAGGGGUUCAAAGGCCCAAAUUUACUGGAUUUGCGUGCAAGUACGAGUAUAUGCUUUUUGCAAGCACAAGUUACCGUUUAUGAUUGGCAUUAUGUUAGCAUUCUUCAAUGAAUCCUCGCAGUGAGCUUUAAGCAGAUAUUUGCUGAAACGCGAGGCAUGACAUGAGUACAACGUCGGUGACGCAACAACCUAA